Dryobates pubescens (Downy woodpecker) is the source of this 1366-nucleotide messenger RNA. It is a transcript of the gene KCNJ10, whose product is annotated as potassium inwardly rectifying channel subfamily J member 10. The transcript is spliced from 2 exons. NCBI's taxonomy places the organism in Eukaryota, Metazoa, Chordata, Aves, Piciformes, Picidae. Gene Ontology annotation, biological process: potassium ion import across plasma membrane; regulation of monoatomic ion transmembrane transport. Gene Ontology annotation, cellular component: plasma membrane. The record is from RefSeq and is a predicted model, not a curated record. Gene Ontology annotation, molecular function: inward rectifier potassium channel activity. The coding region runs from base 184 to 1323 and encodes 379 amino acids.
CCGCCAAUCGGUGCCAGCCGGGCCCGGCGAGGCGUCUCGGGCCCCGUGAGGGGGGGGACGGGACACACACACCGGGGGGGGCCCCGUCCCGUCCCGUCCCGUCCCGCCUGAGCCAUAAAGCCCAUGGGGAGCCGGCGGCGGGGCUGAGCGCGGCCGGGACCCCGGGACCCCUCCCCGAGCAAGAUGACCUCGGCCACCAAGGUGUACUACAGCCAGACGACGCAGACCGACAGCCGCCCCCUGGUGGCCGCGGGGCUGCGGCGGCGCCGGGUGCUGACCAAGGACGGCCGCAGCAACGUGCGGAUGGAGCAUAUCACGGACAAGAGCUUCCUGUACCUCAAGGACCUGUGGACCACCUUCAUCGACAUGCAGUGGCGCUACAAGCUGCUGCUCUUCUCCGCCACCUUCGCCGGCACCUGGUUCGCCUUCGGCGUGGUCUGGUACCUGGUGGCCGUGCUGCACGGGGACCUGCUGGAGUUCGCCCCCCCGGCCAACCACACCCCCUGCGUCAUGCAGGUCCACACCCUCACGGGGGCCUUCCUCUUCUCGCUGGAGUCGCAGACCACCAUCGGCUACGGCUUCCGCUACAUCAGCGAGGAGUGCCCCCUGGCCAUCGUGCUGCUCAUCAGCCAGCUGGUGCUCACCACCAUCCUGGAGAUCUUCAUCACCGGCACCUUCCUGGCCAAGCUGGCGCGGCCCAAGAAGCGCGCCGAGACCAUCCGCUUCAGCCAGAAGGCGGUGGUGGCGCAGCACGAGGGCAAGACCUGCCUGAUGGUGCGGGUGGCCAACAUGCGCCGCAGCCUCCUCAUCGGCUGCCAGGUCACCGGCAAGCUGCUGCAGACCCAGCUGGGCAAGGAGGGCGAGAGCCUGCGCCUCAACCAGCUCAACGUCGACUUCCAGGUGGACACCUCCUCGGACAGCCCCUUCCUCAUCCUGCCCCUCACCUUCUACCACGUGCUGGACGCCGCCAGCCCCCUGCGGGACGUGGAGCUGCGCAGCGGGGAGGGAGACUUCGAGCUGGUGGUGAUCCUGAGCGGCACCGUGGAGUCCACCAGCGCCACCUGCCAGGUGCGCACCUCCUACCUGCCCGAGGAGAUCCUCUGGGGCUACGAGUUCAGCCCUGCCAUCUCCCUCUCGCCCAGCGGCAAGUACGUGGCGGACUUCAGCCUCUUCGACCAGGUGGUGAAGGUGGCGGCGCCCUGCUGCCUGCGCCAGGACGUCCGCUUCGGGGACCCCGAGAAGGCGAAGCUGGAGGAGUCGCUGCGGGAGGCGGCCGAGAGGGAGCGGGAGGGAGCCCUCAGCGUCCGCAUCAGCAACGUCUGAGCCGCCGCCGCCCCGGGGCCGCCGCCCGCGGCGGGGACAUCGA